Messenger RNA from Clarias gariepinus (North African catfish), 754 nucleotides. RefSeq names its product ferritin, middle subunit-like. The record is from RefSeq and is a predicted model, not a curated record. Gene Ontology annotation, cellular component: cytoplasm. The transcript has 4 exons. NCBI's taxonomy places the organism in Eukaryota, Metazoa, Chordata, Actinopteri, Siluriformes, Clariidae. Gene Ontology annotation, molecular function: ferrous iron binding; ferric iron binding. Gene Ontology annotation, biological process: intracellular iron ion homeostasis; iron ion transport. Bases 102 to 635 code for a protein of 177 amino acids.
GUUUUACACACACAGAGCUGGAGUUACGUUCUUGCUUCAACAGUGCUUGAACGGAACGUUAGGGUUUACUUUAGGAAUCUGAUUUAUAAAACCAGCUGAAAAUGGAGACUUCUCAGAUCCGUCAGAACUACCACCGCGACUGCGAGGCCGCCAUUAACAAGAUGAUAAACAUGGAGCUUUACGCCUCCUACACCUACACCUCCAUGGCUUAUUACUUUACUCGCGAUGACGUCGCGCUCGAGGGCUUCGCGCAUUUCUUCAAAGAGAACGCGCACGAGGAGCGCGAGCACGCCGAGAAGUUCAUGUCGUUCCAGAACAAGAGAGGCGGCCGCAUUUUCCUCCAGGACGUCAAGAAACCGGAGCGUGAUGAGUGGGGCAGUGGGUUGGAGGCCAUGCAGUGCGCCCUGGAGCUGGAGAAGAAGGUGAACCAGGCUCUGCUGGACCUGCACAAACUCUGCUCUGAUAACAUGGAUCCUCAUCUGUGUGACUUCCUGGAGUCUCACUACCUAAAGGAGCAGGUGGAGACCAUCAAGAAACUGGGAGACCACAUCACCACCCUCACCAAGAUGGACUCCAGCAACAACCGCAUGGCUGAGUACCUGUUUGAUAAACACACCCUAGGAGGGAAAAGUUGAACCUGCCUCCACACUGAUCAGCAGAACUUCCAUCAUAAGUGUGUGGUAGUUUCAUGUCUAACAUCAUUAUCCUGAUGUGGAGGGUUAACUGAGCAUUUCAAUAAACAUUUUGAGCUGUU